Molecule: messenger RNA, 4715 nt
Organism: Daphnia magna
Lineage: Eukaryota; Metazoa; Arthropoda; Branchiopoda; Diplostraca; Daphniidae
Exons: 5
Coding region: 2026-4257 (743 amino acids)
Source: RefSeq, a predicted model, not a curated record
GUUUGCUUUGUGUUCUAGGGAUAAAUUUGUUACUUGCUAAAUUUCGAGGACAUGGAAGAGUAAUUGAUAGACAAAUGAAGUCUGUGGUGAAACAUUUUUCAGUUGAAAGGAUAUGCAAUGAGGGCAAGUUGGUGAUGCAAAGCCCUUGAAAACAAGUAGAUUGAGCCAAUAAAAUCUGCACCUCCUUCGAUAGUUGGAUGGAAUAUGACCUUUUCUGUUUUGCAUAAGAGGUUUUUGAACAUAAUUUGCAUAGAAUCAUUCCUUUGUUGUAAGGGCAUUGCAAAGAGUAUAUCAAGUCUCGCGGGUAUUGCUUCAACGCACAUAAACUUCUUUCACGCUGUUAUUCAUGUUCAAAUAUCUAAUUUUUGUUUUACUCACGCUGCAAGUUCCAAGUGAUUCAAACUGUUUGACAGCAUCGAUUUCAAUCAUUCACCAAGGUAGGCUAUGAAUUCAGACAUAAAAAAAAAGGACGUGAUUUGUUUGUUUCUUUUUCUUUUCUUCAUCCAGUCAAUCCCCGCAUAACUUCACGUCGGAAGCCCAAGUUUUCUUUUUAUUUAUUGAAGAGGGCGUGAGGGGUGAACGUGCCCUUUUCUGACUGAAGUUUACGUGCGUAUGCUGAUGGAUUUUGAAGCUAUUUCCAGAAAGUAGGCUCACAUCGUCCCCCUGUUUUCAGUUAAAUGAAAAUAGAGCCACGCUUGAUGUUAAACCUCUUCAAACCUUAACGAAUUUUCUCCGUUUUCCUGGUCGAUCAUCACGUCAGCUGAAAUCCAACCCAGGAAACGAUUCCCUGAGAUGAUUCAGAACGAUAAUUUGAUAAUUAAAGGACAACAUUCUGUUUCCUUUAAUUAUUCAAAUGAGAAAAUGAUUAAAAGGGAUUUCUUUUUGUCGUACAGGGUACUACUUCGCGAAGUAUCGUUUUACAUCCUCUUUUUUCUUAUAAUUCACUUACCUUUCUAUGCUUUACAUGCGCACGGACACGUUCGUAUACACACACCGUAAGAACUCUAUCUGCGUACUGGAAUCGAUUGGCUAGUACUUUCGUAGCCUGGGGCUUUGUAUGACAAGACGACGGGCAACAGAAUCACGUGCACGGAAGAUGUCCUUAAAAAAAAAGAUGCAAAUCGUCAUACCGGGACAUUAUGAGAGACAUUUCAAAAGGCAAAACAUCCAACAAAACAGCUUGCUUUUUGGACGUGUCUGGACGUGAUGAAUCUCGAACGUGCUAAACAAAGGCGAAAAGAUGGGCGUUGCGAAGGCAGCAAAAGUCGUAGGAUACAAUUCACGCGCGUGAUGAAAACUCCAGCGGCAGCUGAACUGCCACGAUGAUUUAUUGUAAAAAGAAGCAGAUGAAGAACUGAAAGGACUAAAUGAACAAAACAAAAAAAAAAAGGGAAUAAACAAAAGAAGAAUUGAUUCUCAUAAAAAAAAAACACAUGCAUCAACAUUUCCUUGUGAAGAAAAAUUAAUCAAAAAUUUUUUUUUCUGAUUGUGUUAAAGUCUAAAAUUAAAGAAAAAAAAGAAAAAUUGGGUUAAGUAAAAAAAAAAAAAGUGGGGAUGUAAACGACGCAAGUCUGCUGUUUCUGUUGCACAGCUGCGUCUAUAUGCUCUGUUGCUGCUGUUGUUGCCGCUUUCAACCGAAGGGAGAGGGACCGAAAUCCUGGGAUCGAGCCUCAGGAUUUCGUGCGUCCUAUAGACUCUCUUUAGUACGAUGAGAGCUCCAACUCGGUGCAGACGUGUCGUCUACCUUCCCCCUCUCACAGAGACACCAUCAAAGCCCAGUGGGCUGUAAUCAGUGGGAAUUCUAUGAUGUGACUCGUUGACAAAAUGUGUGAAUCAAUUCAAGUUAACGUUUAACGGUCGAACAGUGAUGGACUUUUUGUUGUGUAGCUAUCUUUGCUUUUUGCAUUGUACCACACUGGAGGCAAUAGGAAUAGGCGAUUGUUUGCACAACAGACUCUUCGAGAAGGAGCACAGCGUCCGAGAGUGACAAUUGACAAGGAGAUCUUGGAAGACGAGAGCGGAUGGAUGCGGCCGUUUGAAUCGUAUAGGCGACAACCGAGGACGAUAUCGAUGGCUUCGGCCGUCAGUGAUUCAGUCAACGAGGGCUCGCCGCAAAUGAACAUCAGCGUCGAAACGGCUGAGUCGGUUUACUUUAUCCUGUCAUCAGCGUGGCGUGCAGGAAGAACUCAAUGGCCGCAGACGGCUGCCGAGAAGGCCGCUGAAAAGAACGAAUAUUACAAAGCUUAUGAUCCCCUCACUGGGCUCAAAAUUGCUGCCACUCUUUCGGGAUUCUUGACGAUGGCCGUCCUCUACGUUUUUUAUAAGGCAAAGUGCAAGAGGUUGAAAUUCAUGCGAAGUUCCAGCGACGAGGAUUCGAUAGUAAUCGACCAGCCGGCGUCUCAGCCGCACUUACACGAGAGCAAUCCAGGUCUGACGGCAGACUCUUCGGCCUUCUACCAAGUCGAAGUGGAAUGCGGUAGCGCUAACAAGUUUCAACAUUAUUGCGAAUCCGGCCGCGAAACGCCAUCAGGCAGCAUCGUGACAUCGCAACAGCCAGCCCUGCACCAAUCGACUGUCACAAUCAAAUCGUCUCAGCCGCAAUAUUACGCAGAUGACAGUGAGAUGCCAGCGUGGAAAAUCUACGCCAAAGAGCUAUUUCUUUACGGUGGGUCGGGGUUAUGGCGAUCUGCCAGUCUCCAAAAAGGAAGCGAUCCCGUUCUACUGGUGGCCCAGUCUUCUUUCGACGAGACGAUCAAUAGCCGCAGUCAACGGACUGGUAGUUUAUCAGGUUCCGUCAUGGGCGGAUUGGGCAUUUACCGGUGCGAUUCUCGUAAACCGUCGUCCGUGUUCGCCUACCCGACGCGCAACAGCCAGUCACGCCUGCAAGUGCCGAACGUGCAACCGAAAACGGCGUGCGUGUCGCAGCUGCAUCGCCAACGCUCGUUGAAUCGUCAGGAUUGCAGCCGCCAGGACGAGGUGAUUACUGGAAGCGGUCGUGACCAACAGCUGCAAAGUCCUUUCAACAAAAAGAAUCUACCUGGACGGUCGGUUUCGUUCCGUGAAAGCGACAUGACCAAUUACAGCCGAAGUAAACGCGUUGCUCGCAGUCGGCCGGGAUCGUUGCACAACAAUCGGCCCGAUUACAGCCGACUGAGAAGUGGCAGUUGCAGUAACGCCGAGACGGGACAUUUGCGACCGGAUACUCUUGCAGUGGGCCAUCGUCGAUCGUCGUUUCGAACGCCGUCCAGGCAGCCGUCAAUCCGAGAAAACCGCCGCCAUGCCGUUACGCCUAGUACGUCGGUUGACCUACCGAUACCGUCACUUCCGCCACCAUCGCCGCGUUCUCGUCUGGCGGUCGUGCAUCGCGUUCACAUCCAGCAGCCGGAAGAUUCCAAGAAUAAAUCGACGUAUUGCCGUUCGGCUUCGCUGACCAGUGAACCGAUUUCACGCGGAUGGCGAUCAUCGAUUGCUAAGAUGAUCAGAGCCAAGAGCACAAGUGGACAUUCGGUGAGAUCCAACGGUGAGCGAACCGAAUGCUCCUCACCGAAGAAUCGCCGCAAUCGCAAUCCGAGCAGCCUGGCCAACGCAGAAAUGGGCCUGGCACCAAGCACCAAACAGGAGGAGCGUGACAACGGCAACUCUCAACGUGAAGGACACAUUGAUAUUUGCGUGAUCCAGGCGACGCCGGCCGCUUCGCCUUGCACGAGCAUCCGCAGUACUUUCAGUGGCGAUAGUUUGGAUUCGGCCACGGCCAAGAACAUCCCAUCUUUUUCUAGUUUCCAGCCGUCGGCCGUCAUGUCGGUGCGCGAUCGUCGGAAGUGUUUCGCUCGCAUGAAAGGCCAAACAAUCGAUCACGACAAUGCGUUGGCCAUUGACACCUCUUUCCUAGCUCCCCCGAUGGUUGAGUACAACGUUGGGCUCAGUCCGUCUUCGCUGUUGUCUUACCCGUUGGCCGACUUGCGUUCCCAUCGCUCCACUAGUCCAGCUGGCCAUUCGGCUUCCACUUGGCUUCAAGUGUUCAACGAAGAGCCGCAUCCGUUGAAAGACAACUGCCAUCCGCCGACUAAGAGGCCAGCUGCCGUUAGUACCGGCAAUAAGUCGCGAUCAUCGGCGCUAACUGGAGAACACCUGGGCGUCGGCCAGCUUCCAUCGCCCGCUGAAGUGGUGAAAGGCGGCCGACCGGCUAGCCACCAAGUUUCGAAUUCUAGCCCGACUUAUUCAAACACCCAAGAGCAGAGCACCCCAUUUCCAUUUUGAAUGUCUUGUUUAUAGACUCGACGAAUCAUUUAACAACGCAUCGAGUUUCGAAACGAGAACGAGAUGAUUUCAUCAAAUAUUUCCCACUCUCGGAUGUCGUAGACGUGCACUCAACUUAGCAAUGUGAUAAGGUAAAUGCCAACCUUCUAGGCCUGUGUAGCGGUUUAAUGAAGAUUUGAAAGAAGUCAAUAUGUCUCUAGUUUAUUUCAUCAAAUGACAUUUUGUAAAGGGGAAAAUUUCAAUUAUAUAUGUGGACCGUAAGUUAUAUAUAUGUAAUACAAGAGAUCGUGUAAUGAAUGAUAAGUAUAAACUAUAUGUUUCAUCCGACCAUUUGAUUUUGUUUCUUUUCUUUUCACCCAAUGAACGAAUGUGUGUUUGUUUUGUUUUUUCAUACUGGCCUGCAAAAUGUUUGAAUAUUGGUUCAUUUCCUGUAGCAAUACAUGUAAUAAAUAAAUCCA